This is a messenger RNA of Nicotiana tabacum (common tobacco), 845 nucleotides long. NCBI's taxonomy places the organism in Eukaryota, Viridiplantae, Streptophyta, Magnoliopsida, Solanales, Solanaceae. The record is from RefSeq and is a predicted model, not a curated record.
UGGAAAAUUAAUUUAUGCAGGGAAUGCCAGCCAGUGUUCAGAUAUAUGCAUGUGGAAAGGACUUACAAAGUCAAGCUGUUGCUCGACGCAGCUUCUUCCGCUGCUCAACUGUGCAACUGAGCUGGAACUCUGGUUCUACAGGGCUUCUAGUGGUGGUCCAAUCAGAUGUUGAUAAAACAAACCAAAGCUACUACGGAGAAUCAAAGUUGAACUACUUGACUACUGAUGGGACCCAUGAAGGGCUUGUUCCUCUCCGUAAAGAAGGCCCUAUUCAUGAUGUUCAAUGGUCCUAUUCGGGUAAAGAAUUUGCAGUUGUUUAUGGUUUUAUGCCUGCUAUGGCCACGGUGUUCGACAAGAAGUGCAAUCCUCUGCUUGAGCUUGGAACAGGCCCAUACAACACUAUCAGAUGGAAUCCGCUGGGGAACUGUAUCCUUUUCUUCGAAAAGACAUUCUUUGCAUUCUGGGACUACAAGGAAAAGAAGCAGCUUGGAACUACAAGGGCUGAAUUGUCAGUGACAAGUGAAUGGUCUCCUGAUGGUCGGUACUUUAUGACUGCCACAACAGCUCCACGCCUUCAAGUUGAUAAUGGGGUUAAAAUUUUUCACCACAAUGGAUCAUUGUACUUCAAGAAGAUGUUUGACAGAUUGUAUCAGGUUGAUUGGAAGCCAGAGUCAGUAGAAAAAUUUGGUGACAUUGAAGACCUUGUUAAGGCAGUUGGCUCGGUGAAAAUAGAUGAAGCUAAAGCGCCAGGUUCCUCCUGUUUAAAUCUUGUCAUGAGGGGCCUAAAGCAAUAUAAGGUUUUCAUGGACCCUCAACAUACCGGAGAUUUAUUUGAUUUGGCCUAA